Molecule: messenger RNA, 4403 nt
Organism: Capra hircus (goat)
Lineage: Eukaryota; Metazoa; Chordata; Mammalia; Artiodactyla; Bovidae
Gene: MMP17
Product: matrix metallopeptidase 17
Exons: 10
Coding region: 25-1800 (591 amino acids)
Biological process (GO): extracellular matrix organization; proteolysis; collagen catabolic process
Cellular component (GO): extracellular matrix
Molecular function (GO): zinc ion binding; metalloendopeptidase activity
Source: RefSeq, a predicted model, not a curated record
UGCGCCGCCCGCCCUUUGAGCGCGAUGCGGCGCCGCGCCGCCCGGGGACCCGGCCCGCCGUUCCCCCGGGCCGGGGUCCCGCCGCUGCCGCUGCUGCUGCUCGCGCUGGCCGCUCGUGGGGGCUACGCGGCGCCCGCGCCCCACGCGGAGGACCUCAGCCUGGGAGUGGAGUGGCUGAGCAGGUUUGGCUAUCUGCCCCCAGCGGACCCCGAAACAGGACAGCUGCAGACACCAGAGGAGCUAUCCAAGGCCAUCGUGGCCAUGCAGCGGUUCGGAGGCCUGGAGGCCACUGGCGUCCUAGACGAGGCCACCCUGGCGCUGAUGAAAACUCCUCGAUGUUCCCUCCCUGACCUCCCAGCCGCAGCCCCGGCUCGAAAGAGACGCCAGGCUCCAGCCCUGACCAAGUGGAACAAGAGGAACCUGUCGUGGAGGGUCCGCACUUUCCCGCGGGAUUCGCCCCUGGGCCGCGACACAGUGCGGGCACUCAUGCACUACGCACUCAAAGUCUGGAGCGACAUCACGCCCCUGAACUUCCACGAGGUGGCCGGCAGCACCGCCGACAUCCAGAUCGACUUCUCCACGGCCGACCACAACGACCGCUACCCCUUCGACGGCCCGGGCGGCACAGUGGCCCACGCCUUCUUCCCGGGCGAACACCACACCGCAGGGGACACCCACUUUGACGACGAUGAGGCUUGGACCUUCCGCUCCUCAGAUGCCCACGGCAUGGACCUGUUUGCGGUGGCUGUCCACGAGUUUGGCCACGCCAUCGGGCUGAGCCACGUGGCAGCCACUCGCUCCAUCAUGCAGCCGUACUACCAGGGCCCGGUGGGUGACCCGCUGCGCUACGGGCUCCCCUACGAGGACAGGGUGCGCGUCUGGCAGCUGUACGGCGUGCGGGAGUCGGUGUCCCCCACGGCUCAGCCGGACACCCCAGAGCCUGAGGAGCCACCCCUCCUGCCAGAGCCCCCUGACAAUCGGCCCAGCACCCCGCCCAGGAAGGACGUGCCCCACAGAUGCAGCGCCCACUUUGACGCGGUGGCCCAGAUCCGCGGUGAGGCCUUCUUCUUCAAAGGCAAGUACUUCUGGCGGCUGACCCGGGACCGCCACCUGGUGUCGCUGCAGCCGGCACAGGUGCACCGUUUCUGGCGGGGCCUGCCGCUGCACCUGGACAGCGUGGACGCCGUGUACGAGCGCACCAGUGACCACAAGAUCGUCUUCUUCAAAGGAGACAGAUACUGGGUGUUUAAGGACAAUAACGUAGAGGAAGGAUACCCGCGGCCUGUCUCGGACUUCGGCCUCCCGUCGGGCGGCGUCGAUGCCGCCUUCUCCUGGGCCCACAAUGACAAGACUUAUUUCUUUAAGGACCAGCUGUACUGGCGCUACGAUGAGCACACACGCCGCAUGGACCCCGGCCACCCAGCCCAGAGCCCCCCGUGGAGGGGUGUCCCCAGCACGCUCGACGACGCCAUGCGCUGGUCCGACGGUGCCGCCUAUUUCUUCCGCGGCAAGGAGUACUGGAAGGUGCUGGACGGCGAGCUGGAGGUGGCGCCCGGGUACCCACAGUCCACUGCUCGGGACUGGCUGGUCUGCAGAGACCUACCCGCCGACCCCGAGGGCAUGGAUGGAGAGGCCGGGGCCCACGCGCGGCCGGGACAGCGCGACCAUAGCCGCUCGGAGGAUGCCUACGAGGUCUGCUCCUGCACCUCCCUCGCCGCCCCUGCCUCGCGGGUCGCGGGCCCACCGCUGGCCGUGCUGCUAAGCUUCCUGUGGACAGCGGCCCAGGCCCUGACGCUGUGACAUUCGGUGCUGGCCUUCUGGCCAGGGCCCGGAGCUAAGAAGUGCAAGGACUGGUGCCCGCCCCUCCAGCACCCUAGGCAAGCGUGGCAGCAGAGCGGACCCCGCCUUGAGGCUGGGAACGGGCGCCCCCUAUUCCUGGGCCGAGGCCACCAGCUGCAGCCUCCCUACCUCUGGCAGAGGCCAGCAGAGGGCGCUGCUCCUCGGGCCGUGGAUGCUGGAGUAGCGCCCGCCUGGCCUUGACUGCCGGCUGUGAGCUGGGAAGACUUCUUCACGGCCCUAAUGGGGGCCGGAGCUGUCUUUUUCAGCCUGUGAGUGACGGCGUCUCAUGGAAAUUAACAGAUUAAUAUCUCACGGAGACUGACAGGAAUGGGCAGGAGUGGGGGCGUUACAUCAGGCCUCGGGGGCCCCAGCUCCGCAGGCCCUGGGAAGGGCAGCCCGGGGGUCCCACGGCCACCCCCUCCCCAUCACCAGACCGCACUGCCGCCCCUGGUGCUUCCGCCCACCCGUGGGGCUUCCUCUCCUGGUCCCUGUGGGCCUGCUGGUUGCCUUGAUGAGGGCAGCCUCCCCACACACAGGCGCGUCCCCAAGCUGGGGCCGUGGUGGUCUUGUGACGCAUUUCAAACAAACACGACCUCUUCCUGCUUGGAAACGGCUCAGACUCGGCUCCCUGAUGUGCCCAGGCGGGUGGAGAGUGGGCAGCCUCUGGGCCUGGAAGGACUCUUGCAGCCCUGACCCCAGACCACCAGCACUCUGGAGUGGAGGGGGGGGGGGCCUCCAGGAAUGCCUGUGUAGUGGUCACCAACACCUUCCUGCCCAGCACCUCCUUGACUCCUCCAUGACCAUCCCAGGUGGUUACACCCAUUUCACAGACGGACAAGUUGAGGCCCGGUUCAGGGAAACGCACCUCCUGCCAGCAGGCAGAGGUCAGGCUGGAUCAGGUCUCAGAACCUGAGGUUCUGGCACAUUGGCCCAGCCCUCCCUGACAGAUUUAGUGCCUACUUGCACGUGCAAGUACUGCAGUCAGUAUGGGACGUGCAGAACGAGACAGGUUCUUGGGUGAGGCACCUGGGAUGCCAUAUGCCACGCUGUGUGCCCCAAGGCGUGGCCCAACAGGAAGUGUGGGUAGAUGGCUUGGCUGGCCAAUCCAGGGACUCCGCUCCAUCCCGUUGCUCCUCUGCCCCAUGGCUCCAUAUUCAGGAAGGCAGCCGCAAGUCCCACCCAGAGGCAGAGAGUGCGAGCUGUACCCUCCGCCCUGCAGGGGACCUUUCCCUGAAGCCCUGGCUGCCUGCCUGCCUGCUCUCACUGGCAGGGAGUGACUUUUCCUGGGGGUGCAUAGCUGUGGGAGCAGGAUGUUCUUUGCCCAUCCCUGCAGCAGCCAUAGAUGCCCCAGGGUAGGGCACUUGACCUGAGAACCUCUGGCCUAGAAGAAUCACUAACAUCUCUUCACUGGGACUGGGGAGAGGCAAACACCUUUGGCAAAAACAGGGUUGGUCAGGCAGAGGAUAAAUAGGUGGGGGUGAGCAUUAGGCCCUAAGAUGGCGUGAAGAGACCCUGCAGGGACUGCUUUAGAGCAGGGAUCUCCAGGCCGGGUGCCCAGCUGGAAGCAUCAUCACCUGGAACCAGCAGAAACGCAGAUUCUCCGGCCUGCCUUUACCUGCUGAUCAGAAGGCUGGGGGCAGGGCCAUGUGUUACCCUACCCCCAUUCUCUAAGUGUGAACUGCUGCUUUCCAGGGGGCUCCAGAAAGGCCUCCCAGAGCAGGGGGAUGAGCAGAAACCAAGGAAGGAGGGAGGAGGAGGAGUUGGUUGUGCUGAGAUGAUAGAGAAGAGUCCAGAGUCCAGCCAGGGUGUGGGGGAAGUGGGGGGUAGGUGCAUACAUCUGGGGGUAAGAUGGGCAUGCUCCAACAGAAGAUACUCCAUCCUUUGGCCAGAGAUUUUCCAGAGGAGAGUGGGAGCCCAGGAGGGCAGGGGCAGUCUUUGUCGGGGGCUUGCAGGCUGCUGUAAGGCGUUGGGAUCCACUCCCCAUGUCAUGGGAAGUUGCCAGCCCCAGCUCUAAGGAGAGGCAGGAAUGUUCCCAUUUUCAGAAGAGAGCGCAGGCUCCUGCAGCUACUCAGCUCCUCCCCUACCUGCCGCGCAGGUAGCAGAGGUCAGCUCAGGGCCAUCCCGGGACACAUGGGCAGCAUGACGCCGCAGGCAGGCAGGCAGUCUCUAGGCCUGGCUCUGUGUUUGCUGAGCCAAGCCAGGCCGCAUCCCACAUCCAUCUGUCUGCCAUCUGGUCUCUGGACCCGGAAGGGCUCUUUGCCCGUCCGACCAGACCAGAUGGACUAAAGAUCCCUCGUGGGUGGAACAGACUGCCUUUGCUCAACAAGGGCACCUCUCCCCACACGGUCCCACUCCUUUGCAUUCUCCAGCAGCCUGUAAGGGGAGCCAGUCCUAGGCCCUUGUGCAGUUGGGGAAACGGCCCAGAUAGGGUCCCCUGGGCACACAGCCCAUGGGCCAGAGCCAGCCGUGGACCAGGUCUGCAAGAAGCCAGAUUCUCUCUUGGUGGGUGAUGGUUUUACUCUAGAGUUAAAGCCAAAAAUCAUUUUAUAAAACUUUCCCUGUAA